Molecule: messenger RNA, 816 nt
Organism: Ornithodoros turicata
Lineage: Eukaryota; Metazoa; Arthropoda; Arachnida; Ixodida; Argasidae
Exons: 3
Coding region: 1-816 (271 amino acids)
Source: RefSeq, a predicted model, not a curated record
AUGGAAGUGCCAAUCGCAGCGUGGGUGAGGCGCAACAGCGUCCGCAGAACAUUUCGCCCGUAUAUUGACGCCUUCGAGGCAACAGAUGAGGAGUUUAUGCGAAUGUAUAGACUUACGAAGCCAGUGGUUCGCUGGCUAUGCGACCAGCUACGGUGCACCCUCCAUCCAAAGAGAAGGACCCGGACGGCGCUGUCCGUGGAGAGACAGAUUCUCAUCGCCCUGCGGUUCUACGCCACAGGCAGUUUUCAAGGGGCGGUAGCUAGCGACCGGCACAUGGCAGUCACGCAGAGCACCAUCAGCAAGAUGCUCUUCAAGGUGACGAAUGCCAUAGUGCUACAGCUGGCGCCCCUGUGGAUACCCGAUGGAUACCCGACCGAACCCGACGAGAUCCGUGAGGUCAUGCGGGUAUUCAAGACCAAAUGGAGAUUGGCCGGCGUGAUUGGCUGCGUCGACGGGUCGGUCAUCGGUAUCCUGGUCCCAUCUGAGAGGAGCGGGCAGUACCAGAAGAGUGCUUUCUUCUGCCGGAAGCAGUACUUCGCAAUCAAUGCCAUGAUCCGAUACAGGACUCUCCACUACAAUCCGCACAGGGCCUCAAAUAUUGUUGUGGCAUGCGCCGUGCUCCACAACAUAUGCAUCCACGCACGGGCACCACCUACCGAGGACGCAGGGGAGGGUGACGACGACGACGGCGGUGAAGAUACCCCGGCUACCACGAGCAGCCCUAACGCAUCCCUGGAUGCUCCCCCGGACAGGGAGAUCUACGACAUCGGGGCAGCUGUUCGUGCAAGAGUGAUUGAGCAGCUGUCGCGACAUUAA